CGUGACGCAAAAAUAGAAAUUUUGCUGGUACGAUUUAGUAGCAGAAAAGAAUUGAGUACUCACUGCUCACUGCUCACUGCAACUGCCUCACUGGUCAAUGAACAAAAAGCAGUAAUGGUGGUUCCGUUUCCUUGCAGCAAUUCUUCCGUUUUCCACCGCCGUAGCAUUUUCAGGGAGGCAUCACCGCCUCAGAUCCGUCGUAAAUCUCAUCCAUGGAAGAAUUUCAACUCUUUAGCUUCGAAUACUCACUUUUCUUGCUCGCGAUCGGAUUUACAGCUCUCUGUUUCUUCUCCGAAGUUCAUCGAGAACUUGCUGGAUUGUGUUGAUUUGAGUGAGGAGGAGGCGCAAAACUCUUUGGAGUUUUUGCUCGGAGAUGCUAAUGAAGCUCUGAUCAGUGCUUUCCUUGUUCUUCUUAGAGCCAAAGGAGAAACUUUUGAGGAGAUUGUAGGGUUAGCAAAAGCAAUGAUCAAUUGCAGUCGAAAGGUGGAGGGGAUAGAGGACGCAGUCGACAUUGUAGGGACGGGUGGAGAUGGGGCUAACACGGUUAAUAUAUCAACUGGAGCUGCUUUACUUGCUGCUGCCUGUGGUGCUAAAAUUGCCAAGCAAGGAAAUCGAUCCAGUUCUUCUGCUUGUGGAAGUGCGGAUGUAUUAGAAGCAUUGGGAGUGAACAUAAAUUUGGAACCCGAGGGAGUGAAGAGAUGUUUGGAAGAAGUAGGUAUCGGGUUUAUGAUGUCUCCUAAUUAUCAUCCAGCAAUGAAGAUUGUUGCACCAAUUCGAAAGAAGCUAGGAGUGAAGACUGUUUUCAACGUGUUGGGUCCUAUGCUUAACCCUGCUAGGGUUCCCUUUGCAGUCGUUGGGGUAUACAAGGAAGACAUUGUUACUAAAAUGGCAAAAGCUCUACAAAGAUAUGGCAUGAAAAGGGCUUUAGUUGUACAUUCUGAGGGUUUAGAUGAGAUGAGCCCACUCGGUCCUGGAGUAGUUUUUGAUGUCACUCCAGAAAAGAUCAAGAAAUUCCAUUUUGACCCAUUGGAUUUUGGGAUUCCUAGAUGCACUGUUGAAGACUUGCGAGGGGGGGACCCACAAUACAAUGCGAAGGUGCUAAGAUGUGUAUUGUCGGGUGAGAGUGGACCUAUUGCAGAUGCAUUGGUCCUAAAUGCAGCAGCAGCACUUACAGUGAGUGGACAAGUUGGCAACUUAUCAGAAGCAGUGGCUUUUGCACGCGAUACACACCAAUCUGGAAAGGCUCUUAAGACACUAGACCAUUGGAUUUUUGUCUCAAAUUCUUAAUUAUUUUGCAAGAAUUAAAUAAGAUUUUAUGUACGCCUUUUUGGUAUUUGUUUUUUUGUAAUCGAAAAAUAAUUGGAUUAUAUAAGAUAAUAGACUCCAUGAAAACAGUACAUGAUAUUAAAACGCAACAUUUUUAAUCAGUUACAGAAACACCAUAAGUUCAUGAGCAAAUACUGAAAUACGCAUAAAAACAGAAUUUCAGAAAGUUUAUGAUAAAUAUAAAUUCUGUUUAUAAAGAUAACCAUGAGAUAGUUAUUUUAUUUACUUAUUAAGAUUUGGAAGCAAUUGCUCCAGCUUCUGUCAGCAGGGGGACAAGCUUCCCUCCUUUGUGCAUGCCAACAGUGCCUACAGCCACCGAUGUGCUUUCCACCAAUAAACACAUUUGGCACAGUUCGUUGACCAGUCCACUCAUGCAAUGCUGACUGUAUCUCACCUCCAUCAUCUUGUAUUGUCAAGCUCGAUAGCUUUGAAGGAAGAAUUAAGCUCCGUCAAC
Molecule: messenger RNA, 1780 nt
Organism: Lactuca saligna
Lineage: Eukaryota; Viridiplantae; Streptophyta; Magnoliopsida; Asterales; Asteraceae
Source: the annotation of a GenBank genome assembly